Molecule: messenger RNA, 1675 nt
Organism: Vespula pensylvanica (western yellowjacket)
Lineage: Eukaryota; Metazoa; Arthropoda; Insecta; Hymenoptera; Vespidae
Product: tubulin epsilon chain-like
Exons: 9
Coding region: 132-1571 (479 amino acids)
Biological process (GO): microtubule cytoskeleton organization; mitotic cell cycle
Cellular component (GO): cytoplasm; microtubule
Molecular function (GO): GTP binding; structural constituent of cytoskeleton
Source: RefSeq, a predicted model, not a curated record
UAUAUUAUCAAAAUUGGCGCGAACGUAUCAUAAAUCACAAAAAGUUAUUGAAACAUUACAAACAACGCAUAAAGCGUUCUAUUAAUAUAGCAUUCUAUUAAUACAAAAUUGUUGAAUUUCAGAAAUAUAAAAUGAGUCAGUUUAUAACAAUACAAGUUGGUCAAUGCGGCAAUCAAAUAGGAUCGGCUUUUUGGCCUUUAGCUUUGCAUGAAUAUGGUAUACAAAUUAAAAAUAGAUUCGUCGAUCUUCUUAAGAUACAACGAGAUCAUAUUAGGAAUAUAGACGCAUUAUGGGAUGGAUUUUACAGUUUUUUUCAUGUACCUGGAAAUACAGAUAAUUUAUGCUUCAAAACAAUAGCGGAAUUGAAUGAAGCAAAAGUUAAAGCUCGGGCAGUUCUAAUAGAUAUGGAAGAUAGUGUUGUAGCACGAUUUCAACAUGGACCAUUGCGCGAAUUAUUUAAUAGAACUUGUACAGUGACAAAUUAUCCUGGUUCUGCAAAUAACUGGGCCACAGGAUAUUAUACUCAUGGUACAGAAUAUCAUGACCGAAUUGAAGAAGUAAUAAGACAGUCUGUUGAAUCGUGUGAUUAUCUAGGUGGAUUUUUACUUUUGCAUUCUGUAGCUGGUGGAACUGGUUCUGGUCUAGGAACAGCGACUUUAAAAAUGUUAAGCGACAGUUAUCCUCAUGUAGAUAGAUUAGUAUCCUGCAUAUAUCCUGCAGGUAUGGAAGAUGUUAUUACAGGUCCAUACAAUACAUUGUUAGCGACAAGAGAGUUGAUAGAACAUGCUACUUGUGUAUUUCCAGCUGAAAAUAAUGCGCUUUUAAAAAUGUGUGAAACUCAAAUAAGGAAUAGUGAUAAUAUGGAUCAGGCUAAUUUUAAUGCUUUGUGUUUACCAUUUCAGGAUAUGAAUAGUAUUAUCGUUAAUAUGCUUCUUCAUUUGACUAGUGGCUCCAGAUUUCCUGGAAAUUUAAAUAUAGACAUCAGUGAUUUAGCUACAAAUCUUGUUCCGUAUAAAAGGAUGCAUUAUAUAUUUAGUAAUGUUAGGCCGAUAGCUUUGACAGCACCUAAAUUUUUUGCUACAAAUUCUUCAAAGCUUCAAGAUAUGCUGUUUACUAAUGCAUUGUCUCGGAAUAAUCAGUUGACUAAAGUACAUCCGCUACAGCCAGGCUCUGUUGUUUUAAGUGCCGCAUAUAUUGGAAGAGGACAAUUUUCUAUAACUGGCAUGAAACGAAAUAUUGAAAGGUUUCAAAGUAAAGCUAAAUUUACAGCGUGGAGUAAGAAUUCAAUAAAAAUAGGUUUAUGUUCGGUACCUCCACCCGGACAUACAACAUCUCUGUUGUGCUUGCUUAAUACCUCAGCUAUCUCUUUAAUGUUUACAAAUUUAAUUGAGCAGUUUACAAAAUUAUAUCGUCGAAAGGUAAUGGCACAUGUUCACCAUUAUUCUCAAGUUUCUGGAUUUGAAAAUUCACAGUUUUUAGAUUGCAAAGAAACUAUCUCUAAUUUAUGUGAACAUUACAUGGAGCUUCAAAAUCAAAAACAAAGACAUAUUUCACGAAUGCAAACACUUUAAGAAUUGUAUAUGUGAAAACAUUAGAAUAACAAGGAAUUGUAUUGUAAUUAUAAGUGAUUUAUUAAUUUAAUCAAAUAGUUUAACAUAAAAUAAUUUCAAUAAAA